Biomphalaria glabrata is the source of this 2928-nucleotide messenger RNA. RefSeq lists its product as uncharacterized. The transcript is spliced from 6 exons. The record is from RefSeq and is a predicted model, not a curated record. The coding region runs from base 170 to 1189 and encodes 339 amino acids. Lineage: Eukaryota; Metazoa; Mollusca; Gastropoda; Planorbidae.
GAGGGCUUUCGCCAGACUAUAUAAGGGGCCGCAUUGCUCGUGGACAUUUGGAAAUUAGUUUGUAGAAGUAGGAAAAUAUCUAAUAAUAAUCUAAUAACAAAUUCAGAACUAUCUUUUUAUUUCGAAACAAGUCUUUCCCACAUUUGAUCACAUCGAUCGGCUGUCAACAAUGUCUCAACAACUUUCCCUCGUUUCUCUGAUUUUGGCCUUGAACUGCGCCUUGGUCUAUCUACUUCCGCUGUCAGAUGACGCCGUGGGAAUACUUCCGGUCGUGCCAGAAAUCUCCGUCGAAGACAUCAGCGACGAGACCGAGACCAUCAGCGACUUCCUGAGAAACGUACAUAACAGUAAAGAUGUUUCCAUGGACCGCGACCACUCCCUGGAACUGGACGGACAUGAUUCACAAGUCACGGACUUUCUAGAAAACAUGUUUGGAAACGGCAGGGAUAAUGUGGACAGAAGAUCUUCAGACAAUGACCACACCGACGACUCCAAGGAACCUGUGCGAGGCACGGAUGACAGCAAAGAAAACAAAUCUACUGACAAAGAUCACGACGAUUCUAAAGACAAAGAACAUGAUAACUCUAAAGAUAAAGAUCACGAUAACUCAAGAGAUAAAGAUAAUGAUAACUCUAAAGAUAAAGAUCACGAUAACUCAAGAGAUAAAGAUAAUGAUAACUCUAAAGAUAAAGAUCACGAUAACUCAAGAGACAAAGACAAUGAUAACUCUAAAGAUAAAGAUCACGAUAACUCAAGAGAUAAAGAUAAUGAUAACUCUAAAGAUAAAGAUCACGACAACUCAAGAGAUAAAGAUAGUAAUAACUCUAAAGAUAAUGAUAACUCUAAAGAUAAAGAUCACAAUAACUCAAGAGAUAAAGAUAAUGAUAAUUCUAAAGAUAAAGAUCACGACAACUCAAAAGAUAAAGAUAGUAAUAACUCCAAAGAUAAUGAUAACUCUAAAGACAGAGAUCAGGAUAAUUCAAAAGAUAAAGAUCACGACAAUUCUAAAGAUGAUGACACAUGUCCAGCCAAUCCAGUGGAAAUUUCAGACCAUCAGCUGACUGUGACCACAGCCAAUGGAUGCAAAGUAGUCAUUAAGCUGGACGGUAUCACCAACAACAAACAGUUCAACGUGCAGGAUGACAAGCUGAAUGACGUCAGAACAAUUUUAUUGUCCUAUGAUGAUUAACUCCUGUUAAGGAAAGAAACAGUUCUUAAUGCCCCUGCUUAGUUUCUGCCUCCACGAUGACUCUGCUCUGUAUCUUGGUCUAUAUUUAAACACGCCUAUAAUGUGGACUACAUUUUAACGCAAUAAUUGGGGGCCAAUGUGUUCGUAUAACCAAUGACACAUUCGUUUAAAGACAUUCUUUAGUUGUGUGGAGAAUACAACGACCAAAGGCUCACAUUUUUAUUUUGGGGUCCGCUAAGUCCAUUUUUUUUUUGUAGGUAAAGGGUUAAAUUUGUAUACAGUGGCGAAGCAAGGCAUCCAUGUUGCCGGCAGGUCCGACGCCAGGGACGCUGAUAUUGUCAAUUGUAGUCAAACUGAAUUUCCGUUUGAUUGGAUCAAUAAAAUUAUCUUAUCUUAUCUAGAAACAAUUUGGAAUCUAGUUUGGGUACCGAAUAGAUGAUGGGGGAGGGGGGAGGGAGGGCAUUCACUAUUAUUGAAAUGCAUCUUGUAGAAGUAUUUGAAGGUUUUUCGGCAUCUGGGGGGGGGGGGGGGAGACAGACGGGAAAUCACAUGGGGCCGAAAAUAUUUCUGGGCCCUGGUUAAAAAAAUAGGCUGGGGUGUGACAAAAAGCAAGUCAGUUCAUUCUGUUUGUAUUAGAACAUAUACAAAAGAACAUAUAUAUAAUAUACAACGAACGUUCUAUAAAUAUUGGUGUGUCCUGACAUUAAAUUACGACUUGUUACAAAUAAAAGUGUCGUGACACUCAAUUCAUUUACAACUUCGUACACGUAACAAUUGUCACGCGUCUUGUUAUCAGAUAUUUGUAUUAUCAGUGCGGCACUGCAUCAGAUAUUUUUAUUAUCAUUGCGGCACUGCAUCAGAUAUUUUUAUUAUCAAUUUUAUUUCAUUUCCUUUUUUUUUUCGAUGGCUCCUGAUUUUCCUUAUUGGUAAUGGGUCUGGGCGCUAUGAACCCCUUUGCGCCUUUGUUGCUACGCCACUGCUUGUAUAAUAAUAAGAUUCUCAUUUCUAUUUAUCGUUUGAAUGCGUCUGGACUUUAAUUUGAAUUAGUAAUCCAUUUUUUUCUUACAAAGCUUAUAUCAACUCUCCGCCUGUCAAUGUGCUAAACAUUUUGUACACGUUAUUUCUCCCACUUCCCAUUCUCGGAUCAAGAUGAAAUUUUGAACAAUUGUUCAUUGUCCUUAACAAAACAUUAAAAAAUGUUUAAAAAUUAAUUAAUUAAUUAGUGGUACCGGUAAUUAACUAGUUUAGUUAGAUGUAGAAACAGAAAUAAAUAUUACACUAUUGAGAUAUAUUGCUGUAAAUGUGCUGUUCUUUUAAUUGUACAAGCUUUUUUUUUUACAUUGUUUUUCCUCAUCAUAGACUUUGACAGAUUUUUCCCUAGACCUAAAAGUCUAGAUUAUAUGAAUGCCGACUGUCUAACAAAUUUAGCUAUUUAAUAGCCAUAAUUAUUAGCGACUAUGAAGUCUUCACUUUCUGCUGUUCACCUGUCACGUGUGGCGCGCGGGUUAAUUUCUUAUGUUUGCAUUGAAGUCUGUGCAAAAACCGUUGCCUUGAUAUAGUCACAUGUUCCUUGUAUAAGUCUUCCGAAUUGUACAGCCAUAGAUAGACGCAUCUAGCUUGUACCAUACAAUAGUUACCAUUAAUGUUCAGUUCAGUUUGUAUACUUGCAUUAUUCUACAUUAUACCAUUUGACAAAGUGUGAUCGAUGUGCAUAUGUGAAAUAAAAAUGUUUUUCUACA